Molecule: messenger RNA, 1100 nt
Organism: Protopterus annectens (West African lungfish)
Lineage: Eukaryota; Metazoa; Chordata; Ceratodontiformes; Protopteridae
Product: lumican-like
Exons: 1
Coding region: 60-1070 (336 amino acids)
Molecular function (GO): protein binding
Source: RefSeq, a predicted model, not a curated record
ACAAAGGUGUCAAUAAAAUUCCCUAUGGGAUACCCUUAAAUACCAGAUAUCUUUUCCUCAUGAACAACAAAAUAAGCUUUAUUCAAUUGGACUUAUUGAGUGAAUACAUUUCUUUGGAGUUUCUUGUCUUAAACAACAAUAAUUUGACAGAUGGUGCAGUUGAAGGGGCUUUUGAGGGUAUGCAGACCCUUACUCGUCUAUACAUGGAUGAAAACUACCUCUCCAGCAUCCCUGCAGAUUUGCCUCCAACAUUACAGGAGCUUAGACUAAAUAACAACAAUAUUACACAUAUGUCUAAGCUGGCCUUUGCUCAGUGUGUGGGUUUAAAAUCAAUAAGUUUGAACAAUAACAGCAUAACAGAUGAAUCAGUUGUAGAAGGCCCUUUUAAGGACUUGAAACACUUACAGAUAAUGCAUAUAAACUAUAACUUUUUAGAAACAGUGCCUUCAAAUAUCACCAUGAGUCUCAAAGAAUUGCAUUUAAAAGGGAAUCGCAUAACAUCCAUACCAGAUGAUGUCUUUGACACCACAGCUGAGCUACAAGUUUUGAAUCUCAGCCACAAUAAGAUAAUUAAUGAAAAAAUCAGGAAAAAAGCAUUUUAUUACAUGAUCAAACUUGAGCAUAUCAACCUGGGAUACAAUAACUUAUCCUCUGUUCCAAAGCGCUUACCACAGUCUCUGAAGACAAUGCUUUUUGAAGGCAACAGCAUCAUGUAUAUUAAGAAAGGUUCAAUAAGACAUCUCAUAAACCUGGAACAAGUAAAUUUUUCAAACAAUAAAAUAACUGCAGUAGCUGCCAGUGCAUUUAAAGGUUUAUCAAGUCUGCGACACCUAGACAUCAGCAACAAUCAGCUUACUGAAGUACCUCGUCAGCUACCCUUGACACUACAAACUGCCUUUCUGUAUAAUAAUCAUAUUGACUCUGUACCUCGAGAUUCUUUUUGUCGCAAGCAGAGAACUGAAAGUCAUCUGAUUCUCGUACGAUUAGAAGGAAAUAAAAUUAGCAAUUCUAAUAUAGAUGUAACUUCACUAAGGUGCCUUAGAGGUUAUCAGGUUGCCUAUUUUUAUUGAAAAGCCACUGACAUUUUUACCACUUUUAGU